UCAAGCCUCAAGGUAAAUAGGUAUCCUAUCCAAGUGCCUCGGAUACCCGUUCAACCGUAACUCGGAAGGUACCGUAUAUCUAAUAUAGAUGCCAUAUACGGUCUUGAGUCCCUUGAUCUCUUAAAAAUUGUGGUCAAGUUGCGUAGGGUCGGAACCGAGUCCCUGGUCUAUGGCCCCGCCAACAUUGUCUGACUUGGUCUUCUCGGAGCAAGCCAACCACAACUUCUCUAGGAUUCUGGGCGACCUGAAGCGGGCAAACCUGUCCAUACCCAACCGGCUCCGAUCCAUCCAGCAAGAUGCACGGUUCGUCGAGCAGGUUGCCUCCACCUACGGGCUCCCACUCGUAGCCAACGAGCGCUGCGGCAGCUGGUAUAUCGACCCGAGCCUCAAGGCCGCGUCGGCCUACUUCAAGAGCACGGAUGGCCACACGGGCCAGUGGAAAUUCAGCACGCGACGGCUCAAUCUACACCUGCUCGAUCUAAUUGGCCGCCAUGACGGGUGUAUCAUUGUGGACUCGACAAGGCGCGGGAAAAGUAUGCCGGACGCGCUUAGCAAGACCGUCCCCAUCUGGUGCUGCGUGUUGAACAGGGCCCUGUUCCCCGACAACCCAGACAGCCACGGCCUCCACAUCCCUCCCAACGUAGUCUCCGACUCGGAGAAGAGCCAGAUCGAGGCCAGGAUCCCAGACUUCGUAGCGUCCUUCAAGCUCCUCGACCUCGACCUGCACUCCUUCCGGGCGAAGCUCACAAAGCCCCUCAGACCAGCCUGGACAGUCCAGGACGCCGCCUACUACUCCGUCCCAGACCUCGAAUCCCCCUCCUCCCACCACCCCAUCGUCUGCUGCACCAGCUCCCGCCGCGUCGCCGGCGCGGAGCUGAGCGAGGCCGGCUACGUCCAGGGCGCCGGCGACGACACCGAGAACUGGGCCCUCGGCCUCACGGCCCCUCUCUUCUGGGCCCACGCCGACGACCUCCUGUCCGCGUCCGAGGCAGACCUCCCGGGGCUCAUCGCCCUCCUUGUCGCGGGCGCGGGCGCGGACACGCAGGGUGGUGGUGGUGGUGGGGCGCUCCGCCUUACGCCGCACAUCUCCGUGUGUCCGCUGCCGAUCGGUGGUGAGGAUAAGCACGCGAACGCGUGUCUCGUCAGCAUCGUGCCGGCGGCGGCCACGGAGGAUUCGGAGUGGGAGAAGUCCAGGUCCGAGCUGGAGGUCGGCAUCGGCAGGGGGAAGCUCGCGAGCCGCGGCCUGCGCCGGGCCCUGCCGGUCAUCUGCGACUUUGUGUCGCGGUUCCUGCAGGCCGAGCCCGGCGGCGUCGUCCUGGUCGGGUGCGAAUCCGGCAGGGACCUGUCGGUGGGGGUGGCGCUGGCGCUGGACUGCCGGUGCUUCGGCGACGACGGGGAGGUCAGGCGCGGGGGCGAGGACGCCCCGGGCUUCACCAAGGACGGCAUCCGGGUAAGGCUCGGGCGCAUCAUGACGGCGAUGCCCGAGGCGAACCCUAGCAGGGCUACGUUGCAAAGUGUCAACAGUUUUCUGAUGGAUUGGCGGAAAUGACAGGGUUUCUUUCAUGCGCUAAAGUCCGGCAUCACCGAUGCCCUCCCGAUCCCCCUCUUCCUGACGGCCUGUUCGAAAACAGCAGAAAGAUUUCUUGCCCCGGAUCUCACGGCUGGCUAGCGGGUUUACGAGCUCCCGUUCUCAAUCUUCUCGA
Molecule: messenger RNA, 1703 nt
Organism: Phialemonium atrogriseum
Lineage: Eukaryota; Fungi; Ascomycota; Sordariomycetes; Cephalothecales; Cephalothecaceae
Product: tRNA A64-2'-O-ribosylphosphate transferase
Exons: 4
Coding region: 170-1549 (459 amino acids)
Biological process (GO): charged-tRNA amino acid modification
Cellular component (GO): cytoplasm
Molecular function (GO): tRNA adenosine(64)-2'-O-ribosylphosphate transferase activity
Source: RefSeq, a predicted model, not a curated record